Messenger RNA from Charadrius vociferus (killdeer), 468 nucleotides. RefSeq names its product cyclin-dependent kinase inhibitor 1A (p21, Cip1) (gene CDKN1A). The transcript has 2 exons. Gene Ontology annotation, biological process: regulation of mitotic cell cycle; signal transduction by p53 class mediator. Gene Ontology annotation, cellular component: nucleus. The record is from RefSeq and is a predicted model, not a curated record. Bases 1 to 468 code for a protein of 155 amino acids. Gene Ontology annotation, molecular function: cyclin-dependent protein serine/threonine kinase inhibitor activity. Lineage: Eukaryota; Metazoa; Chordata; Aves; Charadriiformes; Charadriidae.
AUGCCCCUGUCCCAGAGCAAGGCCGGGCAGAUGCCAUGCAGCAGUAAGGUGUGCAGGAACCUCUUUGGCCCCGUGGACCACCACCAGCUCCAGAAUGACUUUGAGGACAUGUUGAGGCAACAGCUGGAAGAAGCUCAGCAGCGGUGGAACUUCAACUUUGAGGCGGAGACUCCCUUGGAAGGACAGUUCAAGUGGGAGAGGGUCUUCCUGGCUGAGCAGCCACCCCAGGAGGUCCACAGCCUGGUCAAGGUCACCGGCAGUGAGAGCAGGAGCUCCUUGGUCCACAAGGUUUCCCCCAAGGACCAUCUUGGGAGGAUUUGCCCUGAGGGGUCUCAGCAAAGCUCAGAGGUUUGCAGGGCUGGUUCCCCACAAAACCUGAAACGUGGGCAGACCACCAUCAAAGACUUCUACAGCUCCAAGCGGAGGAUCAUCCCUGACAAGCCCAAGCCUGACAGGCCCAGGCUGUGA